Molecule: messenger RNA, 2469 nt
Organism: Exserohilum turcica Et28A
Lineage: Eukaryota; Fungi; Ascomycota; Dothideomycetes; Pleosporales; Pleosporaceae
Exons: 3
Coding region: 1-2469 (822 amino acids)
Biological process (GO): mitotic cell cycle; spindle assembly; meiotic cell cycle
Cellular component (GO): centrosome; gamma-tubulin complex; spindle pole
Molecular function (GO): gamma-tubulin binding; microtubule minus-end binding
Source: RefSeq, a predicted model, not a curated record
AUGGCGCAACACGCGAGGGUCUCUAGUCUUACAGACGAGCUGAUACGGUCUAUAUUGAUUUCUGACCCGGCAAAGGACAAGCAGGCGUACAGACACGCCAAAGAUCUCGCCUCACGUAACCUUCGAGGUCAUCAAUAUGCACGAACAAAUCAGUUUGACGUUACAGCUCGAUUUGCGGGGCUUGACGAGAAGUUUCGCAUAAAAAAUCGCGAUGAUCUCGCUGAUGCUUUGCAAGUACGGCUACAAAAGCUCGAGGGCUACACAAACAAAUACAAGCCCGAAAUAUUGUCCUUGUUGCUUCAGCUAGCCGAUCGGCCUCUUGAAAAUACGCAGAUAGAGGCACUGGAAUUGCUCAGACCACCAACCCCUCCUCCCCCAUUAACAUGGGCGGAGAUACUACAAGAAGACCCAUAUAGCGACGAAGAGAUCUGGAAGGAUAUCGACUAUGGUGGUGACUCUUCUGAAGAUGAGAAGGUGGCAAAGAAGCCCAAAAGACGCCCAAGCUCGCCGCCGACAAGCUACAAUGAAGAUGAUACCUAUGAUCCGGAGUCCUGCGUCGUAUCUACCGACAAGGACCUUGCGACGAAACUAGAAGAAAUACAGUUCUGGACCCGCUCCUCGGACAAAGAUAGGGAUAGGGUAAGUAUUACAGAAUUACAGGCGGUCAAGGAGACCUUGUUCAUGGUCAAUGGGUUGAAGACGAGCCUGUAUGAAACCGACAAGCAAAAGCAUGGCUUCCGCUACAAUAGCACUUACGUCCUCGAUCAUACUCGAUCUACCACUCUGGAGCAUUUGCUAUCUCAGUUUGCGGAACUCGGCUCAAAAGUGCAAGAGAUGCGACGGUGGACGAUGCGGCAACAAGCCAGGAAAACACCAUCUUCGCCUCUCAUGCAGACGUUUGAGGCCGGCGUAAGAAAACGACUACUACAAUUCGACUUUUCCCUGGCAGAAAUGCAGCAGCAGUACUUGAUUCCUGACAAGCCGAUUCCUGUUAGUUUGCUCCAGCUGCAUACAGAUAUUCGCAAACUAUCUGCGCCCAUCCUUCGCCUAGCACCAAUCGUGAACCAGCUUAGUCGCGACCAGUCAACCCUAGACGACAAGCCUCUGGCGCACAUCAAUCCAUUUCGCCACUUGGAGGCGCUGUUCGAAGGAACUACUCUGGCGCAGAUGACACUGGAAGACGAAAUCUUCAAGUACAUGUCAGACACCUUCUUUGAGUGCCUGCAGACCUAUCUCAAGCCGAUACGGCGGUGGAUGGAGAGGGGCGAACUGGGCCCAGACCAGGAGGCGUUUUUCGUCGUGGAAAACGAUGCAAAGAACGAGGCUGCGUCGCUAUGGCACGACCACUACGAGCUGCGCCGCGAUGCCCAGAACAAGCUUCAGUUUCCCUCGUUUCUGCAACCAGCGGUAAACAAAAUCUUCAACACGGGGAAAAGCGUCGUCUUUCUUAAGGAGUUAGGCAUCUACGACACGGUGCUACACUCUUCGGUUCGCGAGCCGAGUUUGGAUCAUGAGACGGUGUGCGGUAUCUCGGACACCGCGCCGCUCUCGCCUUUCCCAGAGCUCUUCCGCAUGGCCUUUGAGACAUGGAUCCGAAGCAAAUACUCGGUUGCAUCCGCUGUACUGCGUGAACACAUCUUCGAGACAGACGGCCUGAUGGAGGUGCUAGGCGUGUUCCAGGCACUAUACCUAGGUCGAAACGGAGCCGUCUUCGAAGACUUUGCGACAGCAAUCUUCGAGCGCAUGGAUGCCGGCCGACGGGGCUGGAACGAUCGAUACGUGCUCACUGAGAUCACACGGGGCAUCUUCAGCACGGUUCUGACGGCCCCAGAAGCAGAGAAGAUAGUCGUUCGCUCCAGCAAAGCAAAGGCCCAAGGGAAAACACUUCAGGACCUCGCCAUCAUUUCUAUCGACUACGCAGUCCCCUGGUCCCUCCAAAACAUCAUCCAACGCUCCUCGCUACCCACCUACCAAGCCCUCUGCACCCUACUCAUGCAAAUCUACCGCGUAAAAUACCUGCUCCAGCGCACGCGGAUCCGCGCACCCCGAAAACGCAAGCUGCCCCCUCUCUUCUACAGGCUGCUGCACAGCAUAAACUGGUUCACAGAUACCCUGCGCUCAUACAUCACCGAGUCUGCCAUCCACCUUACCACACGCAGCAUGGUGUCUUCGAUGCAGAAAGCCGAUGAUAUCGACGAGAUGGCACGUAUCCACGUCGAGUACAUGGCGAAAUUGCAGCAAAGGGCUCUGCUGUCGAAAGAUGUAAAGCCUAUUUACGCAGCUGUGCUGGAAAUGCUGGAUCUGGGUGUGCUACUUGCGCGGACUGAAGCCAAGCAGCAGGAAUACGUUGAUGCCGAGUUUAAACGGUUGCUCCCGUUCAUCACGGCGGGACUCAAGAGCGUGGGGAGAGCAGGUGCCGAGCCCAUGUGGGAGCAGUUGGCGGACAGUGGUAUAUACGCUAUCGAGUGA